Molecule: messenger RNA, 1437 nt
Organism: Neogale vison (American mink)
Lineage: Eukaryota; Metazoa; Chordata; Mammalia; Carnivora; Mustelidae
Product: olfactory receptor 1J4-like
Exons: 2
Coding region: 1-1437 (478 amino acids)
Biological process (GO): G protein-coupled receptor signaling pathway
Cellular component (GO): membrane
Molecular function (GO): G protein-coupled receptor activity; olfactory receptor activity
Source: RefSeq, a predicted model, not a curated record
AUGAGGAGGGAGAACAAGAGCAGCGUGUCUGAGUUCCUCCUCCUGGGGUUCCCCAUCCAGCCAGAGCAGCAGGGAGUGUUCUUCACCCUGUUCCUGGGCAUGUACCUGACUACGGUGCUGGGGAACCUGCUCAUCAUCCUGCUCAUCAGGCUGGACUCCCGCCUCCACACCCCUAUGUACUUCUUCCUCAGCCAGUUGGCCCUCUCUGAUAUUUCCCUUUCAUCUAUUAUAGUUCCAAAGAUGCUCAUGAACAUGCAGACUCAGCAACAAUCCAUUCACUAUGUGGGAUGCAUUUCUCAGAUGUAUUUUUUCAUACUUUUUGCUUGUCUUGACAACGUCCUUCUUGCAGUGAUGGCAUAUGACAGAUACGUGGCCAUCUGUCAGCCACUCCACUACACCACUGUCAUGAGGCAGGAACUGUGUAUCUCAUUAAUAGCUGGAUCCUGGUUCUUCUCUUGCAUUCAUGCCCUAUUGCACACCCUGCUCUUGAAAAGCAGCAUGAAUAGGGAGAACCAGAGCAGCGUGUCCGAGUUCCUCCUCCUGGGACUCCCCAUCCGGCCAGAGCAGCAGGGAGUGUUCUUUGCCCUGUUCCUGGGCAUGUACCUGACCACGGUGCUGGGGAACCUGCUCAUCAUCCUGCUCAUCAGGCUGGACUCUCACCUCCACACUCCCAUGUACUUCUUCCUCAGCAACUUGGCUUUCACUGACGUCUGUUUCUCAUCUGUCACUGUCCCAAAGAUGCUGAGAAAUAUGCAGACUCAGCACUUGUCCAUUUCCUAUCCAGGAUGUAUUUCACAGAUGUAUUUUUAUCUACUCUUUGGUUGUGUUGAUAAUAUCCUUCUUGCAGUGAUGGCAUAUGACAGGUAUGUGGCCAUUUGUCACCCUCUACACUAUACCACCAUCAUGAAGGAGGACCUGUGUGUGCAGCUGGUGGCCAGCUCCUGGAUUCUCUCCUGUGGCAGUGCCCUCUUGCACACCCUGCUCCUGACUCAGGUGUCUUUCUGUGCUGACAACAUCAUUCCCCACUUUUUCUGUAGCCUCCGCAUCCUACUCAAGUUGUCCUGCUCCAACACCUCUCUUAAUGAGCUGGCCAUAUUUACUGCAGGGGCUGUGGUUGUCAUUUUUCCAUUGAGUGGUAUCUUGGUCUCUUAUGGCCACAUUGGGGCCUCUAUUCUGAAGGUCCCCUCUACCAAAGGUAUCUGCAAAGCCUUGUCCACCUGUGGCUCCCACCUCUCUGUGGUAUCUCUAUUCUAUGGAACAAUUAUGGCACUGUACUUUUCCACCUCAUCAGGUAGCUCUAAUGACAAAGACAUGAUUGCCUCACUGAUGUAUACAGUGGUCACUCCCAUGUUGAAUCCCUUCAUCUACAGCCUAAGGAACAAAGACAUGAAAUUGGCUCUGGGGAUUCUUUUCAGAAACAAAAUACUUUUCACCUAG